AUGGAAACGGAGAUAACCCAGAGUAUGCGUGCACUCGCAGCACAAAAAUGGACCGCGACCACGAUGCGAUACCCCCAUCAUACGGAAAAAGAAUUGGUCCUUGCCUUCUUUCUGACGCUCGAACUCGGCAGCGAAGUACGAGGAAGCAUGAAUAUCAUUGCUUUUGGCAAGGCUUUGCGAGACGAAGUGCUUCAACGAGUGAACACUGCAAGACUGGUCGUGAUCCACCAAUCGAAUCGAUGGGUUCGACGCGCUUUGUUGAGCCGAGACGACCUCGAUGCCACAAUCGAAGACAUGGACGCGGAAGGACCCAGAGAAAAUGAAAACGAGGGCGAACCUGAGACUGGCGCUUAG
Oikopleura dioica is the source of this 354-nucleotide messenger RNA. Lineage: Eukaryota; Metazoa; Chordata; Appendicularia; Copelata; Oikopleuridae. The record is from the annotation of a GenBank genome assembly.